AUGGUUUUUCAAAAUAAAAUUCAAAUUCUGGCUCUUUUGGAGACUAGAAUUAGUGGGAGUAGGGCAGAUAAAAUAAUACGCAAUUUAGGUUUUGAUAGUUAUUUCAUAAGAGAAGCAACUAGAUUUUCUGGUGGUAUUUGGCUUCUAUGGAAUAAAUGUGAUUCGGAUGUGGCUAUUCUCUUGGAUGAACAUCAGUUUGUUCAUUCGAAAGUUAACUGGUUGGCUAGUGGAAAGGAAGAAUUCCUUACCUUUGUAUAUGGAAGUCCCAGGAGAGUGGAUAAGAGGUGUCUCUGGGAGAACUUAAGAAGCAUUGGUUCGACAAUAGGGUCUGAUUGGGUUGUAUUGGGGGACUUCAAUGCCUUUUUGGAGAAAAGUGAAAAGCAGGGUGGUAGGGAAGUAUGCUGGGGGAGUGUGCAAGAAUUUUCUUCUUGCUUAAGUGAUUGCAACCUUUCAGAUUUGGGUUUUGCUGGACCUAAUUUCACUUGGAAAAGGGGGAGGCUUCAGGAAAGACUUGAUAGAGUAGUUGGCAACAAUUCCUGGAUCCUUAAUUACCCGAAUAGAUCUGUCCAUCAUUUGUUGUUCAAUGGUACAGAUCAUAGACCAAUCCUCCUAAAGGAUGAGACUCAGGUGUAUGGUGCUGGUGGUUCUAAACCAUUUAGGUUUCUUGCAGCCUGGCUGACAGAUGAUGGGUUUGGGGAGGUGGUUGAUUCUUGCUGGAAACAGAACCUUGCUUGGAAUGAGGCAAAAGAUAAGUUUCACCUUGAAACUUCUUUUUGGCACCUCAAUAUCUUUAAAGAAAUGCAUAAAAGGAAGAAGCAAUUGCAAGGUAGGUUGAGAGGCCUGGAAACUGAAUUGAGCAGAUGUCCUAGGGAUUCCUUGGAGAGACUGCAUAAGGAACUAUGGCAAGAACUGAAUACAAUCUUUGUUCAGGAGGAACUUACUUGGUUCCAACGUGCAAGGUGUAAGUGGCUUGCAUUUGGGGACAAAAAUUCUAAGUUUUUUCAUUCUGCAACAGUGGCUAGACUUAGGAGGAAUAAGGUGUUGGCUUUAAGAAAGGAAGGGGGGAUUGAGAGGAAGACCCAAGCAAGCUGA
This is a messenger RNA of Gastrolobium bilobum, 1092 nucleotides long. RefSeq lists its product as uncharacterized. The record is from RefSeq and is a predicted model, not a curated record. Lineage: Eukaryota; Viridiplantae; Streptophyta; Magnoliopsida; Fabales; Fabaceae. The transcript has a single exon. Bases 1 to 1092 code for a protein of 363 amino acids. Gene Ontology annotation, molecular function: catalytic activity.